Messenger RNA from Stylonychia lemnae, 258 nucleotides. NCBI's taxonomy places the organism in Eukaryota, Ciliophora, Spirotrichea, Sporadotrichida, Oxytrichidae. The record is from the annotation of a GenBank genome assembly.
AUGGAAAGAGUUGACCCACUUUCAAGAUAGAUCACCCCAGAAGUUGAUAAAGCAAAAUUUGAAGUGAAUUAAGAUUUUCGAAUUAACUUUGUUUUUUGCAGUUUAAAUAUUCCACCUUUUUAAGUAGUUCCACAGUACUAAACCUUAAGCACUGUAUAAAAACGCACCAUCUGGGGAUUGAAAAUUAUAGAAUUUGGAGUUUUAGACUUGUAUCUUAGAUGCUUUUAAAAUAUUCAUGAAGCCGCCUCUACUAAUUGA